Molecule: messenger RNA, 6187 nt
Organism: Anas platyrhynchos (mallard)
Lineage: Eukaryota; Metazoa; Chordata; Aves; Anseriformes; Anatidae
Gene: PRAG1
Product: PEAK1 related, kinase-activating pseudokinase 1
Biological process (GO): protein phosphorylation
Molecular function (GO): protein kinase activity; ATP binding
Source: RefSeq, a predicted model, not a curated record
UCCGUGCCGGGGGCGCGGCCCCGUGGGGGCGGCCCCGUGGGCGUUCCGAGGCGGGGCUCCCGCUGCCCCCUGCCCACGCGGGGCCGCGCUCGCCACUCGCCCGGUGGCCACCGGAGCCGGGCGGCAGCAGGGAGCCGAGCCCGGUGCGCCCCCCCCCCAGCAUCCACGGGAGGCCGUCUGCAGGUACUGAUGCCUCAUGUGAUCGAAGCCUCCCUUCCCAAAGCUGGUGUCUGAUGCUUGCAGGUAACCAGGUGAUCUUCAAGAGCGGCUCUGGAGACAGCCAAUGCAAGAUGAACAGCAGAGAACAGUGCAGGCGACACGGGAGGCUCUCGGGCUGAGCCGCAAGGAUUUGAAGAUGUCUGCGUGCAGUGACUUUGUGGAACACGUUUGGAAGCCCGGCUCCUGCAAAAACUGCUUCAGCCCCAAGAGUUCCCAUCGACUGCAGACACCCCCCGACGUGGGAGCCUGUGGUGUGCUCCCGAAUGGAGUUAGGACCAAGGCUGAGAGCCCAGCGUUGGAAGACGAAGGCGUGAAUACCCCUGUCUCAAAGCCAACGAUUGCUGUGAAACCAACGAUGAUAAACUCAGAUGUUUCUGACACGUGGGCGGAUGUGAAUAUGAAUGCAGAUCUGUCACAGGUCAGCUGGGGGAUGGUUUCCGGCAAGCACCUUCUGCUGAAGUCAGGCGAUGCGCAGCGGCUCUGUCGGGACAAUUUUGGCAACGGCGGCGUGAGGAAGCCCUUCCUGCACGGCCCUCCGAGCGAGUGCCUGUCCUGCUGCUCUCCCAGCUACUCCAUGGUGGGCCUGCGCAGCCUGGAGGGGCGCGUGGAGAGGAACGUCUCCAUCCACAGCCUGGUGCUCCUGGGGGAGGUGGGCAAGCAGGAGAGCAGAGCCAAAGAUAAGCUGGCCCUGCUGCAUCAGCAUCAGCCCCUCUGCCCUAACCCGCCCGCCUUGGGGGACAGAGGAGUCGGCAGCUCUGCCAGAAACCCCUCAUCCCACGGGAGGGAAGGAGCAGCGCUUCCCUCAGAGGGUGACCGUGCUCGCGGCUCUUCCAGCUUCGAAGGUGAAGGGGGUGAGUACUGCUCGAUCACGGACUGCCGCAGAGAGGGCUCUGCCCCACGCUGUGCCGAGGGGAAGGGGGCCUGGUGCGAGAAGGAGAGCCCGGCGCCCCGCGGCUGGAGGCAGCGGGAUGCUCCCGAGGCGGCCAGGCCGAGCGGCAGGGCGGUGAAGUUCAGCGAGGAGGAGCGCAGGGCUGCCAGCGUGGCCUUCUGCAUCGCCAAAGAGCAGGGCGAUCCCUCUGCCCCGUCUUCGGAGAGGAAAAAGUCAUCCCUCUGCGCCGAGGCGGCUGCUGCCUGCGCUUUGUGCCAGGAUAAGGAGGACGCAGAUGCUGCUGGAGGCACGAGCGGUCCCCAGCAGGCGUUGGUGGAGCCGCAGUGCUCCCGCGGCGACCCGAUCUACGCCGAGAGCACCAAGAGGAAGAAAGCCCAGCUGAAGGGCCUCAGCGGAGCAGCGAACGUGGAGAAACCAGCCCACAGUCCUGGCACGGAGCAGGCGGACGGCACGUGGAGGGAUGGUGGCUGGGCGUGGGGUGCCGAGAAGGAGUACCAGGACCCCGCCACCCAGGUGGCGGCCAAGAUCACCGUCAUGACCGCGCACACGGAGGACGACCACAAGACCAUCUUCCUCAGCAGCCCCGACUCCGCUGUGGGGGUUCAGUGGCCCUGCGUCAGCUCCGCUUCCCACCCUGAUUUUGGGACCUCGCCGCCCGCCGUUGAGCCCGGAGAGGUGUUUCAGGCAUCGGGAAGUGAAAACGGACUGAGGCUUCACUUCGCAGCUCCUCCCAAGAGCUCGGUUACAGAGAGCCCGGCCAUCCCUCCCAAGAUGUCCAAAAACAGCCAGCAGGGCAGCGAGGGGAGCUGCGUGCUCCCAGCCAGCUCCCUGGCACGGCUCGGUGACGGCAAUAACCACGACGGAGCUGGAGCCCACCCGCUGCCGAGGAGCUGUGCGGACACGGGGGGCUUUGGGGUGUCCCCUUCUCCGUGCGCUCACAUUAACGGAGCCUCCGUGGAGGAGUCAGGCAGGGGCCUGGCAGGUUUGUCCUACGACAGGAGGCAGAAGCACUACACCCCAACGUGGGCCAAGCAGUGCCGGAUAGAGGAGGAGGAGGAGGAGGUGGAGGAGGAGGAGCAGCAGGCGCUCUCAACCCACCCGUGGGCAGUGGGAGCUGAGGUUGGAAGAGCCGACGCUGACCCCGUGGAUGAGUGCCCGAUGGUGGAGAGCCAGCCUGGGAUCAGCAAGUCGUCGUCCUUUGAAUUCCCUAAGGAGAAGAGCAAUGGCACGGAGUUUGCGCCACCACCACCACCACCAAAGAAGCAGUCCAGGCGCGCUCUGAAAAUGAACCCGAAUAACGCUGAGCUGGAGAGGGGCAGCAACAGCUCCACCGAGAGCCUCAGCCCGCCUUUCCGCAGCAUCCACGUCAGCUUCACGGCCGGAUCCACCGACAGCCUCAGCUCGGACACGCAGACCGGCAGCGAUGGCAGGCACUCGUCUGAGCCGAACCACUCGCCGCCUCCAGCUGAGAGCCAAGUGUUUCCCUCUGGCUCCUUCCUCCCCACCUCCAGUGAGGAUGCUCCCUCUGCCGGCCCCAGCUGCCCGCCCCCUCUGCCCCAGAAGAAGAUGAUGAGCAGAACGGUGUCCUCCCCGGAUGGCUUUUUUGGGAGCCAAACAUCUUCCGGCAGAGCAGCCGGCACUGCCAGCCCCAGGUUGAACGUCAGCCACUCCGAGAGCAACUUCUGCCUGCGGGAGGAGCCUCCCUUCAUCCACCCAGCCGGCCUGGGGGGCCCCGGCACCUUCUCUUCUGAGUCCCUGGAGAGAGCCUCCAAAGGAAACAGCUACUGGGGCUCGGCUACCAGCAAGAGCACGGGGGCCUGCAUCCCCAGCAGGAACCAGCAGUCCCUCUCCUCCUCGCAGCUCAGCGUCUCCAGCCAGGUGUCGUCGAGCUCCAGCCUCCACCUCCACAACCUCCUGAGCAACAUCGACAGCAAGGAGGGGGUGUACGCCAAGCUGGGGGCCCUCUACGCCGAGUCCCUGCGCCGCCUGGUCGCCAAGUGCGAGGACUGCUUCAUGCGGGAGCAGAAGAACGAGCUGCGCUUCAGCGAGAACAACUGGUCGCUCUUCAAGCUGGCGUGCAACAAGCCCUGCUGCGACUCGGGGGAUGCCAUCUACUACUGUGCCACCUGCUCCAAGGACCCUUCAACCACCUAUGCUGUGAAGAUCUGUAAAAGCCAGGAGUCCAAGGUGGCCGCUUCAUACUGCAGCCCCGCGGUGCCCGUCCACUUCAACAUCCAGCAGGACUGUGGGCAUUUCGUGGCCUCCGUCCCCUCCAGCAUGCUCCUGGCCUCGGAUGUGGAGAAGAGCGUGCCCGGGGAUGGUCUCCGUGCCUCCCGCGCUGCCAGCGAGCACGACUGCGUGGUGGUCAUCACGCGGGAGGUGCCGAGCCAGACCACUGCUGACUUCGUGAGGGACUCGGUGAUGCUGCACCAAGCCAAGCCUGAGCUGUACGAACGUCGGGUUUGCUUCUUGCUCCUCCAGCUCUGCAACGGGCUGGAGCACCUCAAAGAGCAUGGCAUAAUCCAUCGUGACCUGUGCCUGGAGAACCUCCUGCUUGUCCCCUGCAAGCCCCCCAUGAGCUGUGUGAAAGCCAAAGAUGACAAGCACUUGCCCCGCCUGAUCAUCAGCAACUUUUUGAAAGCCAAGCAGAAACCGGGAUCCGGAGACUCCAAGCUGAAGAAGAGUCAGGCCAGGCUGGCCCCGGAGAUUGUGUCAGCUUCCCAGUACAAGAAGUUCGAUGAGUUUCAGACUGGCAUCCUCAUCUACGAGCUGCUGCACCAGCCCAACCCCUUUGAGGAGAAGGUGCACCUCAAGGAGCAGGAGUACAGCCCCGAGGACCUCCCUGCUCUGCCCAGCCUGUCCAUCUACUCGCGGGGGCUCCAGCAGCUGGCCCACCUCCUUCUGGAGGCGGACCCCAUCAAGCGCGUGCGGAUCACCGAGGCCAAGCGGAUGCUGCAGUGCCUGCUGUGGGGGCCCCGGCGGGAGCUCACCGAGCAGCCCCUCAGCCACGAGGAAGCCCUCUGCCAGGUGCUGCAGAACUGGGUGGACAUGAAGCGGGCCCUGCUGAUGAUGAAGUUUGCUGAGCGAGCCGUGGACACGGAGCGGAGCGUCGAACUGGAGGACUGGCUCUGCUGCCAGUACCUGGCGUCCGCCGAGCCUGCCUCCCUCUCGCACACGCUGAAGCUGCUGCAGCUGCUCUGAUGCUGGACGUGUCUCGGGGGCGGCUGUGGAAGGGGCACAGCCCCGUUACACGGGGGAGGCUGGGAUCUCAGCCGUGAGCGUGUGCUCCCAUCCGUGUAAGACAUUCAGUACAAUUGCGAGCAGGCAAAACUGGGAGCCGAACCCUCUCUAGGGGGAUUUUUUUUGUUUUGUUUUGCUAUGGUAAGUCUGUUGACUAAUAAAUUCCUGCCCGCGUGUGUGCAUGUUUCUAAUGAGCACGGCGCAGUUGAGUUGAUUUCUGAGCCUAGGGGACAGCCCUUUGAUCCCCACCCCCUGAAGCCUCAGAGCCUCUUUGCCUGGAAACACCGCUGAUUGCCAGGGUGGGCAGCAAGGAGGAACAGCUGGGUUAUUCUCCCGAGGAGUAAAAACAAUGCAUUCACUGCUCCUUUGCAUGGGAGAGCCAGGAGCUGCUUUCAAAUUCAUUUCUGCUUUGACAUCCGUUCUGUGUUUUUUAUUUUUUAAUUUUUUUGCUUUAAAAAACAAAAAUCACUGCUUGUUUCUGCUGUGGGCAACUAUCACCUGCCUGUUGCCUUCUCUGGAUGUUAAUGCAGCAUUGCCUUCCUGUCUAGCACUGCUGCCUUUGUGAAGGGGGGAGAGAGCCAGGAUGGGGCUGCUCACAAAGGAUGAUGCUGCGUGCUGGGAAUUACCCCUUGUAAAGUUAAUGAAAUGGAAAAUCCCCAAUUCACCUCCAAGGCCCCUGAGGAAGAAAGUCGGGGCCAGGCUGCUCUGCUUUCCCCAUCCACCCAGCUUAUCCCCUUCACCUGGUAACUCACCUGUCCCUUGUGCGUAGCAUGUGUUUAACCCCUUUGGUGGAGAGGCCGUGUUGCUGCUGACUUUUCAGGCAGGUUGUGGGCUGCCUUUAUGCUCUUCCCUCUCAAUACGAGGCAGAGGUGAGCUGCCAUGCUGCUGGGACCUGGUUGUGUAGCACUUGGAGGGGUCGAUUUGGGGCUCAUGGAGGGAACCCAGCAUCAACUUUGCUGAGGAAGGACAUCACCAUCCUGAGCUACCCCCAUCCCAGCUGAAAAUGGGGAGAAAGUCACGAGCAUUCUCCUCCAACCUUCAUUCACCUCCAGCUCCAGCCUGCUCUCUUGUGGGAAUUUUAAUUCCCCAGGAUUUUUGACACUUUGCAUGCUUUCUGUGAAUCUUUUCCAGGCUUCUCACCUGGAUUUUUAAUCUGUUUGGCUGCAGUUGCUGCUGAUGGGAGGGAAUGGUUUCUUGGCUGGGCACCCGUUUGCAAUGAAUUUCCCCUAGUCCCCUUAGGGAGGAAGCUGUGCACGUCCCUGCCUGCUGCAAGAAUGUGGAAUGACUCCAGCCGCUACUGUCAGGGAUUUUUUAUACACAGGCUUUCUUGUGCCCUGUCUCUUGUGUACAUUUCCCUCCAACACGGGCAGCAUGAGCCUUCUGGCUUGGGAGCCACUGUCCUGUGGACCAUCCCGCAUGCUUUGCUGGGAUCUCUGGCUGCAGCCGGCUGCAUGUGGUCUCACGUUGGCCAGGGGAGUGAUUGAACAGCCGGAGAGCCUGUCUGAAGGAGCCCAGCAUGUUUUGCAGAGGUAAGAUGAAGAGAUGACUCAGUUUUAAAGCAUGGAUGUAGGGAACAAGUUGGAGGCAGCUCAGCAGGACUAACACCGAAGGAGAUGGGGCCUGACCAUGACCAAUCCAAUCAUAAUGCCAGCUGGAAAAUAACAACUGGGGCAACUGGAUUGAGGCUGGUUCAGGUGUUGGUGGUCCUGGUACCUUGCAGCAGUAUCCCCCAUAGAUUAGGGACCAGCUAUAGUCUUGUAGUGUUUUCAGCCAUAUUAUAUUGAGGUUGGGUGGGUGGCUUCAUGCUUUCAUGGAAACAAAAGCUCCGUGGCUUCCUGA